This is a messenger RNA of Macrosiphum euphorbiae (potato aphid), 1065 nucleotides long. The record is from the annotation of a GenBank genome assembly. NCBI's taxonomy places the organism in Eukaryota, Metazoa, Arthropoda, Insecta, Hemiptera, Aphididae.
AUGGGGUGCACGAUAAGUUCGGGCGAGAAGGAGGCGGUGGAACGAUCGAAGAAAAUCGACAAAUCGCUCCGAGCCGACGGCGAAAAAGCGGCGAGGGAAGUGAAACUGUUGUUGUUAGGUGCUGGUGAAUCUGGAAAAAGUACUAUUGUAAAACAAAUGAAAAUCAUUCAUGAGACGGGUUAUUCUAAAGAAGAAUGUGAACAAUAUAGACCUGUGGUAUUUAGCAAUACAAUCCAAAGUUUAAUGGCAAUUAUACGAGCAAUGGGAAUUUUAAGAAUUGAUUUUUCAGAUCCUAGCAGAACGGAAAAUGCCCGUCAAUUUUUUUCUUUAGCUAGUGCUACUGAAGAAGGUGAACUGACUCCCGACUUAGUUAAACUUAUGAAAAGACUAUGGGCAGAUUCUGGUGUGCAAGAAUGUUUUUUGCGCUCAAGAGAAUAUCAACUUAACGAUUCUGCUUCUUACUAUUUAAAUGCCUUGGAUAGAAUAUCUCUGCCUAAUUAUGUACCUACACAACAGGAUGUGUUACGGACUAGAGUAAAGACAACUGGUAUCAUUGAAACAAAUUUUUCAUUUAAGGGAUUGAAUUUUAAAAUGUUUGAUGUUGGAGGCCAAAGGUCAGAGAGAAAAAAGUGGAUUCAUUGUUUUGAAGGGGUUACUGCUAUAAUAUUUUGUGUGGCUCUAUCAGGUUAUGAUUUAGUAUUAGCUGAAGAUGAAGAAAUGAAUAGAAUGAUUGAGUCUAUGAAAUUAUUUGAUUCAAUUUGUAACAGCAAAUGGUUUGUCGAUACAUCAAUCAUAUUAUUCUUGAACAAAAAAGAUUUGUUUGAAGAAAAAAUCCGAAGAAGUCCGCUAAAUUCUUGUUUUCCAGAAUAUAUGGGUUCUAAUAAUUAUGAAGAAGCAGCUGCUUAUAUACAAAUGAAAUUCGAAAGCUUGAAUAAAAGAAAAGACCAAAAAGAAAUUUAUACUCAUUUUACUUGCGCCACUGACACAAACAAUAUACAAUUUGUUUUUGAUGCCGUUACUGAUGUAAUCAUCAAAAAUAAUCUCAAAGAUUGUGGUCUUUUUUAG